AUGCCUGAGGCUACAACUCGGUCGAGAACAGAACCCACCUCCGGCGACCCCGCCUUUUCUGCUAACCCCAGACUGCCAUGCGGAGGAGAUGAGUCUACCAGCCAAGUCAGUAUGAAGCGGAAUCGCAUACAAUUCGAGGCCAAUGGCGAUGCCUCGUCCGCUUCACCGGGUGCCUUUUCCCCGGAGGAUCACCCGCGGCCACACAUCCCGAAGAUUUCGCGGAAAAUAAGGGCAUGCACCGAGUGCAAGAGACAUAAGGUCCGAUGUGACAUGAAGGCAGGUGGGUCGGUAUGCUCGCGAUGUCGGCGCAUGGGGCUCGAGUGUAUCGUAAACAAGAGCCUCCAGACGUUGUUGGAGGAUGAAGCAGAGUGGAAGAACAUGAUAGAGCUGGCAAUGACGGACCUGCUUAGAAAGGCUCAGCUGCCAGAGCUAUCAUACUAUCAAGCGGGCGGUGCGUCGACCGAGACACCCUCGAAGAAGAGAAGUCGCAAAGAAUCUACCGUCUCGACAGACGACGCUGCCUUUGCACAAAGGAGAUACAGCAAGGCCGAGUCAGCCGAAAGUACCACCGGCCGAGCGACGGGGUCGAGUGCGUCAAACUACGCUUUCUCGCAACAGCAACCACAGUAUUCCCUCGAGCGCGAAGAAGCCGGCGCUCACUCGCUGGUAACAGCACCAAUGGGGAGUUUAUAUGAGGUGACGCAGUUGAGUGAAAACCGAGAAAGCUCCCCUGGGCAACAGUAUGCACCGGACCAGGCAUUGGUGACCGAUUUUAUUUCUCGCGGCGUGGUGGAACUCCAGGAGGCGGAGGAGUUGUUCUAUCACUUUGACCAGGUACUUAAUCGCUACUUAUGGGAUGGGGCCUUGCUGGCACAUAAGGACAUGACAUCCGUUCGACGGUCAUCCUCCAUGCUCUCUGCUGCCAUUCUAGCCGUGACGGCGCUUCAUAUGCCAACCAAGGAGCGCACAUUUGACACAUGCUAUACGGAGUUUGCGAAACUGGCAUCCGAAUCGAUGCUGGGCCAUCAUCAUACCAUGGACGACAUACGCGCUCUCUGCAUUGGGGCCUUUUGGCUUGCAGAUGUCAGCUGGAAGCUCUCAGGGUACGCCGUUCGCAUUGCCACCGAGCACAAUCUACACCAGUGCUAUCGCAAAGCCAUACAAGGGUCUCCGGAACAUAAGGAACAAGCGAGGCUCUGGUAUCUCCUUUACACCCUAGAGCACCACUUCUCUAUCGCGUACGGCAGACCACCUAUCAUCCACGAAGAUCCCAGCAUUACCCAACACAACACUUUCACGCAAUCUCCAUCCAUUUCGCAAGGAGACCUCCGACUACACAGCCAAGUAGACCUGUUUAUUAUUCUCACCCGUAUAUAUUUUGCAUUUGGCCCCGAUGUCGACCUGGAGGUCCCUGAGAGCGAUUUCCCCCAGAUUGAUCAGUUCGACGCGCUCCUUGGAGAUUGGAAAUCCGCAUGGCUUCCUCGGCUCGCUGGGAGUCGACACGUAGGUGCGUAUCCCUACAAAGCCGUAUACAUGCACUAUCACUUUUCUCGGCUGCAGCUGAAUUCAGUUGCUCUACGGACAUAUCAUUCGUCAAUGUCCGCACGAAGUAUGUCGCCCGAACGUCGAAAACGAGCCAACAUUGCAGUCGAGUCGGCGAUCGCGACACUCCAGGUUGUCCUGGAUGAACGGGAUAUCCAGCGUGCCCUAGUCGGUGUUCCACUGUACCUACACAGCAUGAUUACCUUCGCGGCAGUAUUUUUGUUGAAGAUCGCCGCCAAGGUAUGUUCGAAUGGGAUGAUCCCUGGUAGCCAGGGUCAGCAAAAUUCCAUCGCUUCAGCCGGUCUGCUCGUCGAUGUGGGCUACGUGCGGGUUUUGGUUGGCCGGAUCGUGGAACUGAUGGUUUCAUGCAGCCAGCGCGCCAGCGAGCGCCACCUCAGCCAUCAUAUUGCUCGUGGCCUGCGGAAGAUGCUCACAGGGCUGGAGGAGUGGGAGAAACGAAACACAGGCAUCCAACAGUCUGUGGGGACAAAUCCGCAGGAAUCAACCUCCCUGUUCAAACCGGUGGUCAUUCCUGGGGCUCAGAUUCUGGGUGAACGAGAUACCAUCUUGAACCACCCUCCGCCUCUACUUGGAGUGGCACCCCUCUCGGCUGAACGCAGCAAUGGAUUCGAGCCGGCCGCGCCAGGCAAGCAAGAGCCGGGUCUCUCAGAGGGCUCGAUUGAUCCAAUGAUGGCGGAUCUGUGGGGAUUCGAUGAGGAGUAUUUCCCCACGGGCGUGUUUGAUUUUCUUCAAAGUCAGAUGCCGGCUUGA
Molecule: messenger RNA, 2313 nt
Organism: Penicillium alfredii
Lineage: Eukaryota; Fungi; Ascomycota; Eurotiomycetes; Eurotiales; Aspergillaceae
Product: Zn(II)2Cys6 transcription factor
Exons: 4
Coding region: 1-2313 (770 amino acids)
Biological process (GO): DNA-templated transcription; regulation of DNA-templated transcription
Molecular function (GO): zinc ion binding; DNA-binding transcription factor activity, RNA polymerase II-specific; DNA binding
Source: RefSeq, a predicted model, not a curated record